This is a messenger RNA of Ooceraea biroi (clonal raider ant), 859 nucleotides long. It is a transcript of the gene RpL10Ab, whose product is annotated as ribosomal protein L10Ab. Gene Ontology annotation, molecular function: RNA binding; structural constituent of ribosome. Gene Ontology annotation, biological process: translation. NCBI's taxonomy places the organism in Eukaryota, Metazoa, Arthropoda, Insecta, Hymenoptera, Formicidae. The record is from RefSeq and is a predicted model, not a curated record. Gene Ontology annotation, cellular component: large ribosomal subunit.
UCCCCACAGGAUAGCCAUCUAGAACACUGCGUGAUCAGUGGAUGACCAUAUCCCUCUUGCAUAGUGUGGCGUCACUCCUCAUUCUUUUCCGGCAUCGGUCCUCGAGAAGUUCGGUCGUGUCCGCGUCGUCCUCUACCCGACAAAAUGACGUCCAAGGUAUCCCGUGAUACUCUCUACGAAUGCGUAAACGGCGUGCUCCAGCACUCCCAAGAAAAGAAGAGAAAUUUCCUGGAGACGAUAGAGCUGCAGAUUGGCUUGAAGAAUUAUGAUCCACAGAAGGACAAGCGUUUCUCAGGCACUGUCAAGUUGAAGCAUAUUCCCAGGCCAAAAAUGCAAGUGUGCGUUCUUGGCGAUCAACAGCAUUGCGAUGAGGCUAAGGCGAAUAAUAUUCCGUACAUGGAUGCAGAGGCAUUGAAGAAGCUCAACAAGAACAAGAAACUCGUCAAAAAACUCGCGAAGAAAUACGACGCGUUCUUGGCCAGCGAGUCAUUGAUCAAACAGAUUCCCCGUCUCCUUGGUCCCGGUUUGAACAAAGCCGGUAAAUUCCCUGGGCUGUUAUCUCACCAGGAGUCGAUGGUCGGCAAGAUUGACGAGGUCAAGGCCACCAUCAAGUUCCAGAUGAAGAAGGUAUUGUGCCUGUCAGUGGCGGUCGGACACGUUGACAUGACGCCUGAUGAGCUCGUGCAGAAUGUUCAUCUCUCGAUAAACUUCCUCGUCUCGCUGCUGAAGAAGCACUGGCAGAACGUGCGUUCGCUUCACAUCAAGUCUACCAUGGGACCACCACAGAGACUGUACUAAGUGUGCAUACCUGCAAUUCGCUGCAUCACGUUUGUGACAAUAAAAAGAACAAGAAAAGAAA